GUAGUGAUAAGUUAAUUGACCAAAGAUUAAUUCCGAAAGGAUGCACAUUGAUGAAGAAGAUGACGAGGAUAUGGGUGAAUGGGAGGCAUUGAGAACAAUUGAGGAAUUCGACUAUGUUCCCACCGGCACAGAAGCCGCAACAACCCGAGAAAUUGAUGGUGGCGAUGGGGGUGCAAUGGAGAUGGUACCACUGAAACCCCUGACACCUGUUAGUUUGCUUGUGGAGAGUCUCCUGCAGCAACUAUGUAAUCUCCUUGAGGUGGAUUCGGUGCGUUCGCAGUUGCUGUACAAAUCAAUCUGUGAGCAAUUGCAGCAGAUGAAUUUGAUUGAUGAUUCCUGGGAAAUGGGGGAAUUUGAGGCGAUGCGAAGUCAAUACCAACGAGCACUCUUUCAGCUCGUUGCCGUUGCUCGUGGGCAGGAUUUACCGCAAUCCCUGCAAACUGUCUGGCCACUGGCAUCUGCACGUCAGUUGGAUUGGUCGCGGUACCACAGGGAUUUUGAGGAGAUUGAAUUUAUUGCCGGCGGAGGCUUUGGGAAGGUUUAUCGCUCAAGGAAUAGACUCGAUGGUAUUGAGUAUGCAAUUAAGAAGGUUCUAAUCCGUUCCACGAGUGUCGACAAGGUGUUGUCGCACCUGAAGGAGGUGCGUACCUUUGCGGGGCUCAAUCACGUGAAUAUUGUACCGUACAAAGCUGCCUGGAUGGAGCCCCUCAUGUCCUACGAUGGAGAUUCCGUGCUGUCGAAUAUGAAUCAACAAGAGGACACAGAGAGCCUGUCUCCGGCGCCAAAUUCAACGGUUGACGAUACAGAAAAUGACUCUGUGAUAUUUGCCGCCGCCAGUGAGAGCAACAACAACCACGUGCCACCACUGGAAUGGACGAAUACGCAAUCCCGGCAAUCCCACAGGGUGGGUCCCAAUAGAACCAUUAGCAUUGAGGAACAUCAACCACAUGUGAAGCUUCGUUGGGCCAUGCUCUACAUCCAAAUGUCGCUGUGCCAGCUAACCCUACGCGAAUGGAUGGAUCGUCGCAACAGUAGUCAGGAUUUCUCCAUGUUCUACGCACAAUUUAUCUCCGAAGGAUCUCAAUCACAAUUCCCAUGCCUUCCGGCAACGCCCAAUUCUACGGACACCCCAAAACCCGAAGAGCAUCUCGUGCAAGUUUCUCUGGAGAUCUUUCAGCAGUUAAUCAAUGGACUGAGAUACAUCCACGAAUGCCGGAUUGUUCAUCACGACAUUAAGCCUAGUAAUGUAUUUGUGGGUGUAAGCAAUUGUGGGAGUCUCAUCAUUCAGCUGGGAGACUUUGGUCUCGCCUGCCCUCUGGAGAGUUCCCAUCGUGAUGGUGCAAUGGGCACGCCACUGUAUGCCGCCCCUGAGCAACUUGAUGGGCAGUGUGAUCCCAAGAGUGACAUCUACAGCCUCGGAAUCAUCCUGCUUGAACUUCUCAUUCCCUUUACAACUGACAUGGAACGUGCUCGAGUAAUGGAUGAUGCUAAACACGGUCGAUUGCCAUCGAGUCUUCCCCCGCAGCUUGCUCAGCUGAUCCUACGUCUGCUCGACAAGCCAUCCGUGCGUCCAAGUUCUGCAGAAUUGUGUGUCAUUGCCACGGAAAUGCUUGUAAAUCGCGGUUGUGGUGUAGCCAUUGCGGAGCUUGAGCGUAGACUGAGUGAAAAAGAUGAGGAGAUUCUAAAUCUUAAGAGUCAGGUGGAACAGAGUGAACGCUACAAGGAUAUACAGCUCAAGACAAAGGAUAUGGAAAUCCUUGAAUUGCAUAUGCGGUACGAGGAGGAGAAGAAAACGCGUGAGGAGGAGAUUCGAGUUCUCAGAGAACGUCUAAACUCCGUAACAGUGAAGGAAGGAACCGAUGAGGAGGAUAACACCAAUAAGGAAUGAUCUCCUUCCAGAGCAAUGAGCGCAUCGAGAGUACCUUAUUGGAAUUUUUAUGACCAUUUUGUGACACACAAAAAAUGAUCUUUUUAAGUAUUUGCGAGUUAUCACAAUUAAAUUGUCUCUAUAAACCAA
Molecule: messenger RNA, 2017 nt
Organism: Lutzomyia longipalpis
Lineage: Eukaryota; Metazoa; Arthropoda; Insecta; Diptera; Psychodidae
Product: eukaryotic translation initiation factor 2-alpha kinase 1-like
Exons: 2
Coding region: 41-1888 (615 amino acids)
Biological process (GO): protein phosphorylation
Molecular function (GO): ATP binding; protein kinase activity
Source: RefSeq, a predicted model, not a curated record